UCUCGUCGAUGUUUCCGUUUUCGUUCGCUUGCGCUCUGUUUCCGAGAGCCCGAGAAGCGAUCAAACCCUCGCGCGCGCGCUCUUCUCCUCCAUCAAUUUGAUCCUAAUUCGAUCCCCCAUCUCCUCGAAACUCCCAAAUCAAUCAAUCCACUGACGUUCCUGCUCGAUUCCUUGCUUUUCCCCCUCAAAUUUCGACCCUGAUUGAUCGAUUUCGUGUCAAUAAAAGCCUGUUUAUCGGCUUUGUUUGAUGCUAUGAUGCUUUGCUUGGUGUAUUGGAGUUUGAGGAUUGAAUAAUGAGGAUUUCUGGGUUGAUUGAGAGUUUGGUGGCUUACUCGCCACCUUCAUGGGCAGCGGUCAUCGCCGGGAUCUUUGUGGUCACCUCGCUUUCGCUGUCGAUGCUCCUUAUAUUCGAGCACCUCUCUGCGUACAAAAAUCCUGAGGAGCAAAAGUUUCUGAUUGGUGUCAUCCUGAUGGUUCCCUGCUACGCUGUAGAGUCGUAUAUAUCAUUGGUCAGUCCAUCAAUUAGUGUUGAUUGUGGUAUCUUACGUGAUUCCUAUGAGUCAUUUGCCAUGUAUUGCUUUGGGAGAUACCUUGUAGCUUGUUUAGGUGGGGAAGAGAGAACUGUUGAAUUUAUGAAGAGACAAGGUAGUUUGAGUUCGAAUGCUCCCCUAUUACCUCAUUCUUCUGAAAAAGGGCUCAUACACCACCACUUCCCAAUGAGCGUUUUCCUAAAACCAUGGAAAAUGGGUGAAUGGUUUUACCAGCUUAUAAAGUUUGGAAUAGUUCAAUAUAUGAUAAUAAAGACUCUCACUGCCAUUCUGGCUGUGAUUCUUGAAGCAUUUGGUGUGUAUGGUGAAGGAGAAUUUACAUGGAAUCGUGGGUAUCCGUACGUGGCAUUUGUUCUUAAUUUCAGUCAGUCAUGGGCCCUGUACUGUUUGGUUCAGUUCUAUACCGCCACAAAGGAUGAACUGGCAUACAUAAAGCCUUUGGCAAAGUUCCUAGUCUUCAAAUCUAUUGUAUUUCUGACAUGGUGGCAAGGUGUGGGAAUUGCAUUAUUUUAUACUUUGGGUUUGUUCAAAAGCCCAGUAGCUUUCAAAACAAGCAUACAAGAUUUCAUCAUUUGUAUAGAGAUGGGCAUUGCAUCCAUUGUUCACAUGUAUGUAUUUCCUGCCAAGCCAUAUGCAUUAAUGGAUGAUCACUUCCGUGGAAGUGUUUCAGUGCUUGGAGACUAUGCGUCUGUGGACUGUCCGCCAGACUUUGAUGAGGUUAGGGAGAGUGAGCGGCCUACGAAGCUGCGAUUGCCUCAGCCUGAUGCUGGUGUCAAGAGUGGAACAGCCAUCAAGGAGAGUGUCCGUGAUAUUGUUGUCACUGGUGGUGAAUAUAUCGUAAAUGAUGUUAAGUUCACUGUUAACCAAGCAGUGGAACCCAUGGAGAAAGGUUUCGCCCGGUUCAACGAGAAGUUGCAAAAGAUAUCUCAGAACAUAAAGAAACAUGAAAAGAAAAGGACCAAGGAUGACAGUUGCCUCGGUUCAACAUCACCAACAAGGAAGGUUAUCCGUGGGAUCGAUGACCCACUUCUGAAUGGAAGUGCAAGUGAUAGUGGUGUUUUCAAGGGGAGAAGACGUCGCCGGAGGUCAGGGUACACCAGUGCUGAAAGUGGAGGAGAGAGCAGUGAUCAAGGUCCCGGCAGUGGGUUUGAAAUCCGGGGUCACAGAUGGAUUAUCAAAGAUUGAAACUAUACGUAAACAUGUAUAAAUCUGUCCCUGCAAACUAAGGGAUGUUAUGAUUUCAGUUGUGAGUCUCAAUGCAAUUCUUUGAUCUUAUAUUAUAAGUGUAUAUUAGAAUUGCUCUUGUUUAUUGAUAUGGCGUUCAUUUGCUUGUUGUAUCAACAGUAUGAAGCUGUCUAUCUUCAUGGCCUUACUUGAGCAUAAAGAAGUGAGGUAUAUGAUGAUUAUGGAAAUUCAAUGAUGCACUGUGGUUUUUCCAUA
This is a messenger RNA of Dioscorea cayenensis subsp. rotundata (Guinea yam), 1988 nucleotides long. RefSeq names its product protein LAZ1-like. The record is from RefSeq and is a predicted model, not a curated record. Gene Ontology annotation, biological process: transport. NCBI's taxonomy places the organism in Eukaryota, Viridiplantae, Streptophyta, Magnoliopsida, Dioscoreales, Dioscoreaceae. Gene Ontology annotation, molecular function: transporter activity.